AUGACCAAGAAGAAGCGUCAUCACCCCGACGUCGAGGAGGUCCUGGCGCGACCCUGGUGCUACUACUGCGAGCGCGAUUUCGACGACCUCAAGAUUCUGAUCAACCAUCAGAAAGCGAAGCACUUCAAAUGCGAAAGAUGUGGUCGAAGAUUGAACACCGCAGGGGGUCUCAGUGUCCACAUGAGUCAAGUCCACAAGGAGAACCUCACUGCCGUCGACAAUGCCCUUCCUAACCGAGCGGGUCUAGAUAUUGAAAUAUUUGGCAUGGAGGGAAUUCCCGAAGAUAUUGUUCAACAGCAUAAUCAGCGAGUCUUGACCAAUUUUCAUCAAGCUCAAGCUGAGCGACAAGCAUCCACUGGUAAUCUCGCUCAAGGUGUUCAGCACCCGAAUGCCCCGAAGAAACCAAAGAUUGAGUCCGUCUCCGAUAUCAAGAAACGCCUGGCUGAACACAAGGCCGCCAAGUUGGCGGCUGAGCAGGCGGAUGGAGGAAGCAGUGGAGGUGCCACUCCCAAUCCGCCUGCGGCUACUGCAGCAUCUCCAACCUACCCUGGAUAUCAACAACCAUAUGCAGCGCCUCCCACGAAUGGUUCGUACAGUCAGUCCCCUUCUUUCGCCCAGCCCCUAGCUGCUGUAUCUGCUCCAUAUCAGGCGCCGCCUGUUUAUCCUUCUGCCGGCUCCCCGCCUGCUGUCGGAGGUUACGGCCAACAUUCGACGUCUCCACAGCCUGGGCAACCAGGAUACGCGCAGACCCCAUAUUCUCAACAGCCAUACGCUCAACCACCGCAACCGUCCUUUCAGCCCCAGCAACCACCACCGCCCGUGGGUUAUCCUCCUCAGCCGAGUUAUUCCCCUUCCCAGUAUCAGUCACCGUACCCAAGCCAACCCUAUCCCCCCCAGGCCGGUGGGCCUCCGCGUCCGUAUGGGUCGGGAUCUCCAGUUCCAGGGUUUCCACAGCAGCCUCCAGCUCUCGCGCAACGCUCCCAUUCACCUGCUACAAACGGUAAUUUCCCUGCACCAGUUCGUACUGGCAGUGUAAGUCUACCUAGUGCUCCAGGCUUGCCACAGAGACCCGCUUUUGGUGCUCCACCAGUCAAUGCUUUCCAAUUUCAACAAAUGCAUCAAGGUCAGAUUCCUGCUCCACAAUCCCAUAACAUUGUGCCGCAGUAUGCUCCUGGACAAGCUCCAGGAAGCACAGUUACGCAACUUCCGCCCCAAAUUCUUGUACCGAACCAGCCUUCUGCUGUUGAAGCUCAAGACGCGUCCUCUCUUGAUGACCUGAUCGCAAAUGCUUCUAAACAGGCUGAUGCCGAUGCCGCCGCCGCCGCCGCCGCCAAAGGCGGAAUUCCACCAACUGCUACCCCAACCACCACCAAAGAUGAAGCCAGCGAAGACAAAGCUGGAUCGAGAAAAGACAAGGAGAAGGAGAAACCAAAAGCAACCAGGUUGGUCUACUCUGAUAACGAGACAAGUCCUGAAGAGAAGAUGGCCAUGUUGCCAAAGUACGCAUUUACUCCUGUACAGAAAACAAUUGUGGUCUAA
Molecule: messenger RNA, 1539 nt
Organism: Cladophialophora psammophila CBS 110553
Lineage: Eukaryota; Fungi; Ascomycota; Eurotiomycetes; Chaetothyriales; Herpotrichiellaceae
Exons: 2
Coding region: 1-1539 (512 amino acids)
Cellular component (GO): nucleus
Molecular function (GO): DNA binding
Source: RefSeq, a predicted model, not a curated record